This is a messenger RNA of Arabidopsis arenosa, 1152 nucleotides long. The record is from the annotation of a GenBank genome assembly. NCBI's taxonomy places the organism in Eukaryota, Viridiplantae, Streptophyta, Magnoliopsida, Brassicales, Brassicaceae.
CGGAAAAAAGGGAACUUUUUUAUUUGACUGAUUUCGAUUUUCGAUUUCUCUGAGAAUCAAAUUCGAAAAUGGGUCUCAAGGGUUUUGCUGAAGGAGGAAUCGCUUCAAUUGUUGCGGGUUGUUCGACCCACCCGCUUGAUCUAAUCAAGGUCCGAAUGCAACUUCAAGGCGAAUCAGCUCCGAUUCAAACCAAUCUCCGACCAGCUCUUGCCUUUCAAACUUCGACCACCGUCAACGCGCCUCCUCUACGCGUUGGUGUAAUCGGAGUCGGAUCUCGUUUAAUCCGAGAAGAAGGCAUGCGUGCUCUGUUUUCCGGCGUCUCCGCCACCGUUCUUCGUCAAACUCUGUAUUCAACGACUCGUAUGGGUUUAUAUGAUAUCCUCAAAGGAAAAUGGACCGACCCAGAAACAAAAACGAUGCCUUUAACAAAAAAAAUCGGUGCCGGAGCCAUCGCCGGAGCAAUCGGAGCCGCCGUUGGGAAUCCUGCUGACGUGGCGAUGGUGAGAAUGCAAGCAGAUGGUCGUUUACCGUUGGCUGAGAGAAGAAACUACAAAAGCGUUUUAGACGCGAUCACGCAAAUGAUUCGCGGUGAAGGCGUUACGUCUUUGUGGAGAGGAUCGUCUUUAACGAUAAACAGAGCAAUGCUUGUGACGUCGUCGCAGUUAGCUUCGUAUGAUUCGGUUAAAGAGACGAUUUUGGAGAAAGGGUUGUUGCAAGAUGGGCUUGGGACUCAUGUGUUGGCUAGUUUCGCUGCUGGGUUUGUAGCGUCCGUUGCUUCGAAUCCGGUUGAUGUGAUUAAGACGAGAGUGAUGAAUAUGAAGGUGGUGGCGGGAGUUGCACCGCCGUAUAAAGGAGCGGUUGAUUGUGCUUUGAAAACGGUGAAAGCGGAAGGGAUUAUGGCUUUAUAUAAAGGAUUUGUCCCGACGGUUUCGAGACAAGCACCGUUCACGGUGGUUUUGUUUGUUACGCUUGAACAAGUUCGUAAGGUGUUUAAGGAUUAUGACUUUUGAAAAAACAAGAGUUGAAUUAUUGAAGAUGAAGAAGAUGAUGAUGGUGGCGACAAUAAGCUUUUUUUUUGUUAUAAUUUUCAUUUGAUUGAUCGAGUAGUUUUAAAUUGUUUUCCAUUUGUUCGAAUAGAUCUAUGAUAUGAAA